AUGGCGGAGACCGGCGCUCCUGUGCCGGCUGGAAGUGGAAGUAUCCUCGUCUUCCGCGGAUGGGGAGCAGACAAACCGGGCAUUUGCCAGGCCUUUUUGGGACUUGUCGUGGAGCACCAGAGCGAGGUCCUCGACAUGGCCCAGUUCCUUCUCGGGGGUGGCCUCAUGUUCACGUUUGUGCUGAAGGUAGCCGAUCAGAGCUCCAUCGGCUUGAUGAAGUCUCUCACCUCCUGUGCCAAGGAGCAAGGCCUUCAGCUCAACUUUCACUUCCCGGACGCGGGGCAGGUGCCAGAGGCCGAAGGUGGCAACGAGGCGGUGAUUUCAGUUGUUUCCUCGUCGUCGAUCACUCCAGCGUUGAUGUUUGACAUCGACAAGGUUUUCUGGGGCCACGGCUGCGUGGUGCUCGAAAUCGAGCACCGAAGCGACAACAUGAAGGAGCACAACAGCGAAUACAACAAGGUCCAGAUCCGCAUCCGGUGUCCGGCUGGGCUCAGGCUUGCGACUCUGAUCAUGGGACCUGCAGGAGGUGAGGUUGAAGGCCUGCAAAAGGUGGCUUGGGAGCAUGGCGGAGAAGUCACGGCGCGGUGGUGGGAUGCGAUGAACAGGCCAAACGGGAAGUCGUUGGUGGUCUUCGGCCUUUCGAACGUUCUCUGCCCCGACGAUGUGCUGGAUCUCGUGCUUCGAGAGGCUGGAGUGGACCCUGAAUCGGUGAAGUCAGAGUCGGCCCAACCAGGUGCUGUCGAAUCCACCAAGCUAGCGAUGCUCAAAGGCCAAAGUACCCAAUUGGUGCGCAAGGUGAUCGACCACUUGACGUUCACUCCCGGUGCCAAGGUGGUUUGCUCGGCCAUGAAACGCCUGGGCUGCCGACUUGCUAUUCUGACUAACACUGGCAUGCGCGAAAUUGCGGAGCAUGUCAAAAGCCAGCUUGGGUUCGACUAUGUGAUUUGCCGCGAUGUGGAGAUUGAGGACGGUUGCUUCACGGGCAGGUACCUGGGAGAGCUUUCAGACGUGAAGUUCCGCAAAGCGGACCUGCUAAAGCUCAUGGCAGAGAGGGAAGGCGUGGACUGCCGGAAUGUGAUCACAGUUGGAGAGCCGUUAAAGGGGCUGAAGGCUGCGAACGCACGGCUGAUGCUGGAAAAUUUCGGACCCAAUGUCUUUUUCAACUCUACCAAGAUGCCAGACCUGACCAUUGUCCUCUACCUUCUGGGCUUCAGCGGCUCUGAUGUGAGGGCAUUGAGGAAGCGACGUUGGGACGAUGGCCCUGGGACCCAGGAGCCGUCAGGUUCGGCCGUGCCUCCUUCACCCGCAGCCAAGCGCUUCAUGGUGCAGGUUAGCGCCCAGACUCGGACCGCUGGUCAACUGCAGCGGAUAUUCCAUCCCCUGGCCCCUUUAAGAAACGAUGUGCAGCUUACAACAGUUCGACAAUGCAGCUUGCAGGACGGUGGCAUGUGCCUUGGUCUGGACCUGACAGUCCUGAAGGCCCAGCCGGAUGCGGUCGUGAAGGAGCUUGUGUACACUUGCCAGAAGGAGGGCUUCGCCAUUAUGGAUGUCAACGAUUCUGCAAAAGACUACAACUGGCAGCUUCGAUAUCAGAACAGAUACGUCGUGACACUGGUGCAGAAGCCGAACAUUAGCAGCACUUCGCUGAGUGAAGUGAUGAGUGUCUUCGGAUCCAAGGGCAUCAACAUCAUCAAAAUAGAACGACUUAGCAGCCGUGACAUCGCCUCCCUGCAGUUCACGGUGAGCUUGCCCGAGAGCCUUUCAUCGGACGAGUUCUCCAAGCACCUCGUGGAUGUCUCCAAGCGACAGGGCGCUGACAUUGCCAUUCAGCGUGAUGAUUUGGAACGGUGGAUGCGACGCUUGGUGGUCUUUGACAUGGAUUCUACUCUGAUCCAGCAAGAGGUCAUCGAUGAGUUGGCUAAAUUGGCCGGAGUCGAAAGUCAAGUCAAGGAGAUUACUGAAGCAGCGAUGCGUGGCGAACUCGAUUUUUUUGGAUCGCUGAAGUCCCGUGUGGCACUGCUGAAAGGUCACAAUGCGGAGGAACUUUUUGCAAAGGUCAAGGCGAACUUGAUCUUUACACCGGGUGCCAAGCAGCUCUGCACGUGUCUGAAGCGCUUGGGCUUUAAGACGGCAGUUAUUUCUGGCGGCUUCUUGCCUGUGGCACAAGAGGUUCAAAAGUAUCUGGGCCUGGACUAUGCUUUUGCCAAUACCUUGGAGGUGGAUGAGACCGCUGGACUCCUGACGGGAAAGACUUCUGGGCCAGUGGUAACGCCACAGAGAAAACGGCAGCUGCUGGCUACUAUAGCCAACGUGGAAGGCUGUGAGAUCCAGCAGACCAUUGCUGUCGGUGAUGGCGCAAACGACAUUCCCAUGCUGCAUGCAGCUGGACUCGGCAUCGCCUUUUGUGCGAAACCCAAGGUGCAGGAAGUCUCGCGCUUCAGAAUAAACCAAAUGGAUUUGAGCACGGUGCUUUUUCUCAUCGGCAUCUCUGAGCGUGCCAUGGAACGGCUAUCAGAUGAGAGCAAGAGUUGA
This is a messenger RNA of Symbiodinium sp. CCMP2456, 2532 nucleotides long. Lineage: Eukaryota; Dinophyceae; Suessiales; Symbiodiniaceae. The record is from the annotation of a GenBank genome assembly.